Molecule: messenger RNA, 4401 nt
Organism: Dermacentor andersoni
Lineage: Eukaryota; Metazoa; Arthropoda; Arachnida; Ixodida; Ixodidae
Gene: mas
Product: trypsin-like serine protease domain-containing protein masquerade
Biological process (GO): proteolysis
Molecular function (GO): serine-type endopeptidase activity
Source: RefSeq, a predicted model, not a curated record
CCGACGCGCCACCAGCACGGCUCUCAGCUGCUGCCCCGACGCUGCCAGUGCAUCCGGCUGCAGUGCUGCGUACGAAUCGCAGCAGCGGUCGCUGCAUAACGACGCUGCCUAGGCGCCUCAGCAUGGAUCGGUCACUCGACAGCCUUCCGUUUUGGAUGUUCCUGCUUCCAAUGUUUCUUUUAACAACCACCGAGGUUAGAGCCCAGGACACGUCUGCAAUACUAUCGGGAAUACUGGGUUCCCUGACAUCCACAACCAAAGCCCGUGGGUGUCCAGGGGAAUGCGUGCACGCUAUCACGGCCCUUUUGUGCGACCAAGUGGUGGACGAAAUUCAAUGCGGCGCCAGCUACCUACGCUGCUGUGUUCCCAAGGAGUUUAGCCUGGGCGGCACGGCGGUUGAGACGUCAGCACCCUUAGCCGAAGACGAAAUGGUUUCCGCCACUUCGCCUGCUUCCACAGUUGACGAAGAUACCAACGCGACCGUCCCCACACCUCUUCCUCCGGUGACUCCAACAGUGGAAGCACCACCGCAGCAGCGCCCAUCGUCGACGCCACCUCCACCGCAGCCCACGCAGGCUUCGACGCAGCGUGACGUGUGUCCCGGUGUCUGCGUCGGCAAGGGACUGUCGCAGUAUUGCCACCGCAUUCUCAACUCGCCAUCCUGCGGUCCUGACGCCGUGUGCUGCACUUCUGCGGAUGGUCCACCUCAGGCUGAACAACCGGACGACGGCACGCUCCAGCAACAGCCUGAGCACCUUCCGUCGCGCGAUGCAGGGCAGGAAUCGAAGCUCCCGGAGUGCCCUGGAUCGUGCGUGUCUCCUCUCCUCAGCAUUCUUUGCGACCACGUGUCGACGGUUCACUCGUGCCCUACGGGCGGCUCUUGCUGCGUCAGCGCGUCGGCCACGACCACGGAGCCUCCCAUACCGGCCUGCGACGGCCGCUGCCUCCCGCCCUUCUUGAGUGGCGUUUGCCAGAAGCCCGCGCAGCUCGUCCUUCGCACCACGACGUGUCCGAGUGGAACCAUCUGCUGCUCCCAGCCAGAGCGUGACCAGAGACCCGGAGGUGGAUAUUUCGCACCGCAACAAGGGGCUCCCAUGCGUCAACAGAGGCCAGCGAUGCAGCAACAGAGGCCCUUCGGAGCCAUCAUACCGCAGGAACGUCCGUACCAGAACCACCCGCAGGCGCACGACCAGCUGAAUGCCGUGAUACCCGUCGACCAGGCAAUGAUGGAUCAGCUUGCCAUGGAGAGUGGUGGUGGGGGGCACCGACGACCACAGCACGAGCACCUCGGUCCGCCACAGCAAGGGAGGCCAGACUUUCCCCACAGGGAACCUCCUCAGAUGCCCCCGCAGGGAACACAAAAUGGAGUUCGACCGGUCAAACAGGGAAUUGGCCCGCCGAAGCGAUUGAGACCGUCACAACACCACCCUCCUGGUUCUUUACAACGCCCUGCACCCCGACCGCCUAGCCCCGGCAGCAUGGACUUUCAAGGGGGCAACCAACAGGGCCCGGUCGGCUUGGCUAACGACGAGUCGAACCAGCACAUGCUCAGGCCCUUGAGGCCUCCCAACUCCGACGAGAGACCGGGGGGCGGAGAGUCCAACGCCCUUCCAGCUGCCCCGCAGCCGCCCCAACAACAGCAUCAUCAAGGUCCGCCUCCGUGUCCGGGCAACUGCAUAUCGAGUUACCUGCGGUUCGCCUGCUUCGGCGAGAACGCCAUCCAUCCGAGGCUUCUGUGCCCGCAGGAAGGGUUCGUGUGCUGUGCCAACGUGGCCCAAGUGCAGAGGAUCGCCGAAGAAGCCGUUGCUGCGGCGGCGGCGGCCGCUACCCCAGCUCCCGACGAAGACGAGCCGAGGCCGGAGACGCCCCCUCCUCCUCCGCCGCCGUCGCAACCCCCGCCACGCGCGGCCUUGAACCCAGACCCGGGAUCUCGGCCCCCGCCACAGCCGCAGCGGCAGGUGCCGCGACCCGAGGCCCAGCAGCCUGAGCGCCAGCAGCGACCAAACCCCGCACCUCUUCCUCCACCGAGAAAGAUGCUGCAGCAGCCAAAUUUCUUGCUCCAAGACGCCGAGAUCGCGACCGCAUUGCCUUCCAGCACGACGAGGACCCCAUCCGUGGCCAAGGGCCGCCGCCCACCGCGUCCCUCGACGUGUGGCGUCAAAGGGGUCGGAUCCGGCUCUGGACCCGACCGGCGCCAUGCGGCGCGCAUUACGGGAGGGAAGGACUCGCUUCCGGGAGAGUGGUGCUGGCAAGCGGCCCUGAUAAACUCGCAAAACCAGUACCUAUGCGGAGGCGCACUGAUCGGCACACAGUGGGUUCUCACUGCAGCGCACUGCGUCACCAGCCUGGUGCGCAACGGUGAACCGGUGUUCGUGCGCGUCGGCGACCACGACCUGGGCAGCGAGCGGGCGCACCCGGGCGCACAGACGCGCCGCGUGGCCACCACCUACAUCCACCACAACCACAACGGCCAGACGCUGGACAACGACAUUGCGCUGCUGAAGCUCCAGGGCGGCGUCGAGCUCAACCCGCGCGUCUGCCUCGUCUGCCUGCCCGCUCGCGGAGCGGCGCCGACGGCUGGAGACCGGUGCACCGUCACCGGAUACGGGUACCUGGGAGAAGGCGGUCCCAUCGCGCUGCGGGUUCGUGAAGCGGUGCUGCCCAUCGUCGAGGACCGCGACUGCACGGCCAAGAUCAACGCGGUGACCGAGAAGCAGUUCCUGAUGCCGGCCAGCUCGUACUGCGCCGGAGGGGAGAAGGGCGACGACGCCUGCCAGGGCGACGGUGGCGGGCCCAUGGUGUGCCUGGUAGACGGCUUCUACGAGCUGGCCGGCCUGGUGUCCUGGGGAUUCGGCUGCGGCCGGCCCGACGUGCCGGGUGUCUACGUCAAGGUGUCAUCCUUCAUCGGCUGGGUCAACCAGAUCAUCAGCGUCAACAAUCUUUAGCACCUCGUCGCUCCUGGGACCGACUCAGUGGCACCCCCCCCUCUGGGCGCCUCAACGUGUGCGCUAGCACAGACACUCGUCACAAAUCUCCGGUACACGAGUUCCUGAGCAGAACGCGACGCGAUCUUGGUGCACCUGCGUUUCCGGCAGAUAGCAUCAGGCCACAGGGCUGGGACGAGGCUUCACUGUCCUUAACACAACUGUAUUGUGCACAAAGCCAGAAACGCUGGUGCCCAUGAGGUUCCUCUGAAGUACGCGUCGCGCUUCCUCUUAAAUGCGCUGUGGUCACGUGUUUUAGGGGUAUACAAACUGGCAGGUACAAACUUUACAACUUUAUUCACGCCACGCUCAUUACACUUAAGGCAGGCACACAUGGUCUAAAUAACUUGUACUCCUAGAAACAACACUCGCACAAUGCCUUCAUAGAGCUUGUGGUUGUACCUGCUCAUAAGCGCUGCUGAGUGUAAAGCGCGAAAUUUCUUUACAUGUCUUCAGUCAUUCCUCGUCAUUCUUUGAGAGUGCGAAAACAUUUGCGGCCUUAGCACACAUUGAGAAGCAAAUCUUUUUUUAUUAUUAUUAUUUUGUUGUCAUCGAAAGUAGCGACCUUACGGAUUCAUCCUAGUCCCGUGCCAAUCGAACAUCUGGUUCUGCGGAACACUGCAAGAGUGCAUAUGUCAUGUCCCCGGAUUCACGGAAGGAUGAGUUGUUUGUCUUUGCACGAUACUACUUAGUCGCCACGUUACACCCGUUCGUGUCGUUAACGUUCUAUAUUUUCUUUUAUCUGUGUAAUAUCAUGUAGUGCGUCAUCUUGGCUGGCAGUACAACAGUAUUGUCACUCAGCACGUACAUCAAAGCCUAUUCGCCAAGAUUUGCUAGCAGUUGGACAGGCGUCGAAACAAGUGCCACCUAAGCUUAUUCACUAUUCUACAAUGUGCUCAGUCGAAUUCUUACCAUAUAUUCAUGCAUCAGUUUCAUCGUCAGAAAACAUUUCAAAGAAGGGUCAGCAGAUAUUAAUUAAUAAAAAAUCAUAAUAUACGAGAGAAAGGCGUUGAAUUAAAAGGAGACAUCCGUGAAGCAUGAAUAUUCCUAGCACAUAUUCGAUUGAGUGACGUUAUUUUGCUCCCUGCCUUUGUUUAGCUGCAUGUGUUUUCACCUUUCAUCACACAUUUCAUUUUGUUCGUGUUCCAUCAUUUUUAUUUAUAAUGCGCGCUAAUACGAAACUACUUUCUAUACAUGGCGUUCAAUCAGAAACAAAAUCUCUAGGUCUCUUUUGCUGGCUCAUCUUUAUUGUCGAAAACAUUCUACGUGUCACAGCAGUUAAGGUAAAGUCAGAAAGAGAAGUUCGUGAACAAUGUCUUGACGAGGUCUGUACAGGAGGGAACGCAUUUAUGAGCGCGAAAUGAAGACAAAAGAGAAGGAAAGGAAAAGUUGAAAUAAAAUGUAUGUUUUGUCCGUG